Messenger RNA from Bactrocera tryoni, 840 nucleotides. RefSeq lists its product as uncharacterized. Lineage: Eukaryota; Metazoa; Arthropoda; Insecta; Diptera; Tephritidae. The record is from RefSeq and is a predicted model, not a curated record. Bases 161 to 634 code for a protein of 157 amino acids. Gene Ontology annotation, molecular function: zinc ion binding. The transcript is spliced from 3 exons. Gene Ontology annotation, cellular component: nucleus.
GCAACAAUAGUGAUUUCUUAUCAAUAGUUCAGUGCAUAUAGAGAAGUGAGAUUACUUAUAUUAAAGUUGGUUCAGAUUUAUAAAUAAAGUUCAACGAGGGAAAAAAUAAAGUUAAUGAAUAGUACUACUAGUAUAACUGUGAUUUCAAUUCCUUCUUAUAAUGGGUAGCAUUGAUAGAGCAUGCAUAUCUGGAUUUCUUUGUCGUCUUUGCUCUGAAAUGCACAGAAUAGUAAUACAUAUAUAUGGUGAUCAGGGCAGGAAAUUAUGUUUAGUAGAAAAGAUUAACGGGUAUCUGCCAAUUACCAUUUCUCCAACGGAUCCUUUACCUAAAACUAUAUGUGAGACAUGUUUAAGAAGAGUGGAACAACAUUAUGACUUGCUGAUGAGACUAACGCGAAUAAAACAAGGCAACUUUCCUAAAAUCAAAAAGACUCAACAAGCACUUCGUACCAUAGGUGACGUUUCUAGUACAGAUGUUUCUGAUGAUGAACAUUUUGACCUUACUAUAUCUCAGGAAGCGCGAAAUUCUAUAAGGGACACAAAUGUACUACAAUUAUCAACAGAUGUUUCGUCCCAAUCGUCAUUAAUUGGUACGAUGCAAGCGACUACUGAAUAUAUUAGCCACCUACCCUAGAAAUAACUAAACUAUGGAGAGUAUAUUAAGAAUACGAGAUGAUUAUGCCGAUGUGCGAAAAAAAUAUUAAAUAUCAUGUAAAUGACAGUUUCUAAAUCGCAUACAUUAUUAAUAUUAGAAUUUAAAUUUUUGGGUGUAUAUUCGACUUAGGUUAAAUAAAAUAAUAGCAAUAAGACAAAUACAAUUAAAAGUUAUGUAACUCCAAA